Messenger RNA from Angiostrongylus costaricensis, 468 nucleotides. The record is from the annotation of a GenBank genome assembly. NCBI's taxonomy places the organism in Eukaryota, Metazoa, Nematoda, Chromadorea, Rhabditida, Metastrongylidae.
AUGAUCUUUUCGUUUUGGACCUAUUCAUACAUACCAUUUUUGGUAAGUCUGUUCAUGUGGGUAAGUACCAUUCAACUGGGGUUACAAACUCUGCUACGUUUUGGGACUCUUAAAAUGUACUCAACUGCUGUAUGUUUACAGGUACCUGUAUUCUCUCUGACGGAUAUUCUUCGCUACAAACCGGUGGUUGUGCUUGAGGGCGCGUGUCUGUCGUUAACCUGGAUUCCUCUUAUGUGGGGCGAAGUCAUAGUACAAAUGCGACUUAUGCAAAUUGCCUUCGAUUUUGUUUCAGCUGCAGAAGUUGCGUACUAUUCAUACCUCUAUGCGAUUGUAAACGAGAGGAACUAUCGCCGUGUGACCUCAUACGAUCGUAGUGCUGAUUUCACAUGGACAUUGUUGGCGUGUAGCUUGGCUCAUGUCCCCAUUUCCACUGGAGCUGCUACAUAUUUGACACUGAAUCAGGUGUGA